AGGGACAGACAAAUACUGGUUUCAGUUGCAGUUUUAAGUAUACUUUGUAAACUACUCAAGAUGUGUCAUUAACAUAUAUUCGAUAUGUUGUUUAGAACUGUAUGUUCUUUAUUUGUUUAAUUCCCCUACUUUUUGGCCAUCCCUGUACUGUUUGGGGGAGAUGUGUAUGAUCUGCGAUGGGGGUCCAGUAUGCAGUAAUAACUGUGUUUAAUAGCAGUGGAGGGCCACUGUAAUUUCCCUUUGCAUAUUAAAAUGAAAGUAUUAAUUUGCCAGGGAUAGUGACUGCCUUGUUAGCCAGUACACAGAAGUGCCAAAGCAGGAGGCAGGGGGAAUGAAAGCAAGCAUUAUCUCUUGUAAGAAACUCAGAACGUGGUUUUCUAUAUUUCUGCGGUUUAUUAGAGUGGGCCAAUAUACACUAACAUUUACUGGGAUGUUUAGAGAACUGUUACUGUUGAUAUUUAGAUGAAAAGGGUAUGAUGCAGGGGGCAUGAAAGCAGGCCGGCUACCUCCUCUCAUUUAUCAUGGAAGCACAGGCAGGUCUAAGCUCAGGAAUAGUCAUUUGUGGCUUUACAGUAGCCGCUGAACUGCACACGCCGCCACCCACGGACAAUAGGAGCAGACAGUUGUAGUUUGACAGAAGCUGACAGUUGCACACGAGCUGGAGAGCCACAGGCAGUUUUUCUACUUCUCUGGUUAAUGUCGUUUGCCAGUGCAUUCAUUUGUGUGCAUAACCGAGAUUUGAAUAUUAUUGCAUAGCAAUAUAACAAGGAGUAAGAGGAGGAAUAGUGCCAUGACUUGUUCGUGCUGCUCCAGCUAGUGGACCAAGUUAUUCUAUGAUAAGUGGCGGCUGUGCGAAUAGGAGUUAUCACUAGUGGGUGCUGCAAGUAAACACAAACACUUGCAGCAGGGGACACAACAGUUACCCAUCAUCCCUGUGUCAGUCUGAAGCUCUGGCUCACUCUGUGUUCAAGUUGGAGCCUCCUCUGGCAAAUGGAUUUAUUUGCUGGCGACAAGUCGCGUGUUUGCCACAUGCACUGCGCCCAGUCACUUUAAUGAUGUAUCGACCAGGCAAAGCAGUGUGACAGGCGUCUGAUUCCCAUUCACAAGUCUGCAGGGCACAGCAGGACCGUUUGGCACCCUGAUGAUAACCUCAUUAUAAGCGCUGUGACAAUCCCGCGGAGACAGGGCAGUCUGGAGAGAGGAGAGAUUAGGCCCCGGGGGUUGGGAGAGGGAAUUAGCCUGAUCCUCCAGCAGAGCCGGCAGUGUACUGUGUAUAUGUAUACAUUACAGACCCGGAAACAAGCGCGCACACAGGAAUGGGGGCUGUUAUCCCUCCGCCAAAACCUGGAGUAUCAGCCACAAGCAACGGGCUCAGGAUGUGCCCAAGCCAUGCCAGCCUGUCACCCCACAGAAAGCACAGGGGACACCUAAUGCAUCAUCACCGAUGAAGCCAUGAUUGUUGCCUUUAGACAUGAGGGGCAGCGCGAUGAUGCCAGAGAGAUGCCCAUAGGCAGCAGAGCCAACAUUCUAUAGUACUAUAGAGCCGGCUGCUGCUGAAGUCCUGGGCCAGAGACUGCCAGGCAAGUGACCGUUAGAGGCAGGGGAGGAUUAAGAGAGUGGCAGCAGGCAGACACCCGAUAGGUGAGGAGAAGGGGGAGGGAGGAGCGGCUGCUGGCACUGCCAGUCACAAGAGCGGAGACACAACGAGACCUCCAGUGGAGCAGCUUUGAAGUUGACUUUAUUUAAACAGAGGAGGAAGCCUCGGUAGUGACAGAGCAGGGGGAGGGGCUGGAGCUUGAGCUUCAGCGGCAGCAGCAGCAACAGGUCUCUGAGAUGAGGCGGAGCUGCGGGACACGCUCCCUGGCCUGACUGUCAGUCUGACACACUCACACACAGCGGCACGGGGGGGACAAGCGAGUCUCAGGCAUGAGCGCCCCAAGAGAAGAGCCCGAGCUGGACUUCGACUAUCUGUUCGAGUACGAGUACAACAAGGGCGAGCACCUGGGCGGGGACAGAGAGCACUUUAACUAUGCAUCUUCCAAUUUAAGUGCCAGUCUGUCACUGGGUGUGAUGAAUUCUUCAUUAUCAAACCCAUGCCAUGGCCUUCAGUCAUCAAACCCAGUCAUUUCCAUUAUUCCAUCUUCAAGUCAUCUGCCUGGAUAUGGAGGGAACCUAGACAGUGAGGCUACUGGAUAUUAUCUAUCUCCUAGCAUAAGACCCAUUGGACCCCCAGCAUUAGAAAGUCCCAGAAUUGAGAUCACAUCAUGCUUAGCAAUGCAUCCUAACCAUAACCAGUUUUUUAAUGAACCAGAUGUUGAGGAAGCCAUGCCACAAGCAAAGAGAACACAUUCUACAGCAACUCUGAACUUGCCAAAUGUUGACACUUACCGAGAUCCAUCUUGUUUAAGUCCUGCAAGCAGUUUGUCUUCCAGAAGCUGUAAUUCUGAGGCUUCUUCUUUUGAAUCAAAUUACUCUUAUCCAUUUACUUCCCCGCAGACCUCUCCGUGGCAGUCACCUUGUGUUUCUCCCAAAACCACUGAUCCUGAAGAAGGAUACCAGAGGAGUAUGGUAACCUGCACUUUGCUUAGUUCACCUAGGCAUUCUCCAUCUACAUCACCCAGGACAAGCAUUUCAGAGGAAAACUGGUUAAAUGCCCCAAAUUCACGCCCCUCUUCUCCAUGCAUCAAAAGAAAAUACAGCCUAAAUGGUCGUCAGACAUCAUACUCACCACACCACUCACCAACUCCAUCUCCUCAUAAUUCCCCACGUGUUAGUGUAACCGAUGAAACUUGGUUGGGAAACACUCAUCAGUAUACCAGUUCUGCUAUAGUUGCAGCAAUCAAUGCUCUUACAACUGACCCAACAGACAUGAAUGAUGGCAUUCCAAUAAAAUCUAGAAAAACAGCAGCAGAUCAUACACCCAACAUGUCUCUUAAGACAGAGCCUAUUUGUGAUGACCAUAGCACAAUGUCAUCAAUUAAUGACUUAUCACCAGAUGACUAUUCUGGAUUUCAUCACAUAAGGAAAGGAAAUUUCUGUGAUCAAUAUUUAUCUGUUCCACAGCAAUCCUAUCAGUGGGCCAAACCAAAGAAUAUAUCUCCAACAUCCUAUUUGAGCCCCUCUCUGCCUGCCCUUGACUGGCAUUUGCCAUCCCAGUCAGGGCCAUAUGAACUUCGGAUUGACAUGCAGCCCAAAUCCCACCACAGAGCUCAUUAUGAGACAGAAGGAAGUCGAGGGGCUGUGAAGGCAUCUACAGGAGGACAUCCCAUUGUUCAGCUACACGGUUACUUAGAAAACGAGCCGCUCACUAUCCAGCUGUUCAUUGGUACUGCAGACGAUCGCCUGCUGCGACCCCAUGCUUUCUACCAGGUCCAUCGCAUCACCGGCAAGACCGUUUCUACCACAAGCCAUGAAACAAUCAUCUCCAACACCAAGGUCUUGGAAAUCCCACUCCUGCCUGAGAACAAUAUGAGAGCCAUUAUCGAUUGUGCUGGUAUUCUGAAGCUUCGUAAUUCAGACAUCGAACUAAGAAAAGGUGAAACAGAUAUUGGACGGAAGAAUACAAGAGUCCGCUUAGUGUUCCGUGUUCACAUUCCACAAGCCAAUGGGAGAACUCUUACUCUGCAAGCAGCAUCAAACCCUAUAGAGUGUUCUCAGCGAUCUGCUCAGGAAUUGCCAUUGGUGGAGAAACAGAGCAUUGACAGCUUUCCAGUGAUUGGUGGGAAAAAAAUGAUAUUGAAUGGACACAAUUUCCAUCCAGACUCCAAAGUAAUUUUUGUAGAAAAAGCACCAGAUGGCCAUCAUGUAUGGGAAAUGGAGGCAAAAACUGACAAAGAAAUGUUUAAGACGAGUACUCUAGUUGUAGAAAUUCCGCCUUUUCGCAACCAGAGAAUAUCCAGCCCAGUUCAAGUGAAUUUUUAUGUCUGCAAUGGGAAGAGGAAAAGAAGCCAGUACCAGAUUUUCACCUAUCUGCCAGCCAAUGUUCCAAUUAUAAAAACAGAGCCCUCUGAUGAUUAUGAGUCAGCUCAAAGCUGUGUCCCAAUGAGCCAAGGAUUAACCCAACUCUCAAAGCCAUACUACAGCCAACAGAUCAUGAUGCCCCCUGAUCCUGGUUCGUGCCUUGUGUCUGGCUUCACUUCCUGUCAGCAAAGAAACACUGUGAUGUCAUCUUCUCCAAACUCAAGCCCCAAGCUUCAUGACCUGUCUGCUUCUGCAUACAACAAAUGUAUCUCGAAUCCAGGUCAUACUCAGCUAGGACUACAGCAGACCACUGGCGGUGUCCCCACAAUACAGGAAGUACCACGAUCUAUAGUUGUGCACCCAAGUUCACCUGACCAGUCGUCCCCCAUCAUGCUGCAUCCGCAGGUGAGUCUCCAUCAGAGCAGUAGCUGUCCCCUUGGUUUUCAACAAACAGUAUAUCCCAACAGUCCCUCUUCACCAGUUCCGUCCAUUACCCAAGAGCCAUCAUAUUUGCAGUCCUGCAGUCCAACUCACUCAGCAGUAAUCGGUGAGCCGCGGCACCAACAUCAGAAGGUUCAGAGAAAUGAAUCUCCAAACAGUCAACUACUGUCACUGCCAGAGUUGCAUGAGGACAGUAAUCAUAAUUUGGCCCCUAUUCCUGUAACGAUCAAGCGUGAACCUGAGGAAUUGGAUCAGUUGUACUUGGACGAUGUAAAUGAAAUAAUACGAAACGACCUCUCCAGCAACAACAACAAUGUGCAUUCAUAGCUUUGACAAUCAUGGACUUCAAUAAGCGAAACUGAACAUUACCGAUUGCAGUGAAUUAAAAAUGUUUAUUGGACCCGCAGUAUCACAUGGUACACUCUCCUGCCUUAGAUAACUGAAGUCCAACUGGCUGACACAGCUCAUUUGUUGGGCUGUCAAGUGAUUCUCUUUUAGAAGAAUUCUCAUCUCAAGCUAAGCAAGAAGGAACGAACUGAUUGAUAAUGUAUUUUAUGGAAAAAUAUAACUGAAAUACUUGACAAAAGCAGAUGGCCUGGAAGCACGACUGAUCUUUUUGGCACCACUGGAUGCCAGAAGUGCCUUAAAUGUUCAUAUUUGUGGCAUUAGGAUGUUUCAAAUGCUUUCUGUUUGCUACCAAAUAAAGUAUUGUAGGUGCAAAAACAUUAGAGAAGAAAACCACCAAGCAACUCCAUCCACUGCUUGCUGCACCAGUGGAAGCGACACGGCUGUGGGAAGAGAGGGGCAGACAUUAGUACAUGUAAAGGAAUGACCGAGCUCUGUGGAUGCUGCAAGUAAUAUUGUAUUGCCUUAAUCUCUGCACCUCAGACAAGGGGGGGGAAGGGGGGUAAACCCAUUUAUCUCUCUUUAUUCUGUACCUUGUAAUAUAAAAUUCCUGACACACAGCAGGUUAGAGUAUUAGAAUGGAACUAAGUAACAAAGGAGAAAAAAGCACAAUAAUCCUUGGAUAUUUUAGGUGAAUUUUUAGAUGCAGUAUCUAGUAUUUAAAUCAAAGGCAAGGGCCUAUAGCAAUACUUAAUCUCAUAUAGAUCCUAAAAUAUAGAUUUAUUUUAGAAUGUCAGCUGUUUGUAGACAUGCAGCUUUAUUUAUUGAGUUAAUGCACAGAGGAAAAACAGUGCAUGCAGCCCAUCAUUUCAGUAGGAUCUACGGACUGGGACUGUCUGCUCUUUAUGUAAAGGUGAAAAAAAAAAUAAUGAAAGCAGAAUGAUUUGCUAGCAUUAAGGACAAGGCAACCAUCUGUGGGGAUGGCUCCCGCCAUUUUGGGGGCCCCAAAAAUCUCUAUUUUUUUGGGUUAGUAUAUCAGAGGAGGCCCCAAAGUCAAAAGUUAGAUUUUAAUUGGUGAUUAUAGAUGUCAUACCCAGAGCACCGUUUAGAAGUACAGAUCCCAGAAUCAUAAACUAGACGCACUCCAAUGCUGGGGGUUAUGGUUUCACAGGUUUCACAUUCCAGUAUAUAGAUUUAUGAAUGGAAUAUGUUCUGAGUAUUUAAAGCAACACUCCUAUUUUCCCAAAGGCAUCGACCUCCUAGCAUGAUCAUUCAUUCUCAUUGCCAUCCGUGUGUACUCAAUGACCAGGCUCCACUCACCUACAUGGCAUGAUUCUAUUUGAAAGUGACACCCAUUUAAUCCUGAAUCAGUGAUACCAUACCUGUCUAUUAGGACUGUGUAACUAUGGAACACAUGGAACUGUUCUAUUCUCCUGUCCAGCUUAAACUAUAGUGUUAAAAAGCCAUGGGUCUGUCUGAUACAAAGGAAUUUCGUAUAGGAACGCAAGCACUUUAGACUAGGAAAGUUGCGUAAAAAGCACCAAAUGAGUAAAUAAAACUGUACAUAGACGAAUAGAUUGUAAAUAUUUCUUUGUUUCCAGGAUUGCUAUUCCACAAAGGCCUUAUUCUGACUCUGUGCUUCUCGUAGGGAAGUCUUACCAAAAACAAUGGCUGAAAAUGCAGUUGAUAUCUGUCCAUAUUAGUUCAUCCAGUUUGGAGUAAAUUGCAGGUAUUUAGUAUGACUCUGCUUGUUGCCUAUUGUACAAAUUGCUUAGUAUAUCACUAGUGAAGAAUCUUUACUUUAUAUAAACGGGGGGCGUCCAACCUUGUGUCCUUCCUGGUAUUGUUCAAAUAAAACUCCCAGAAUCCUUGUCGAGGGAGACUGCGAGGGUUACUUCUACAACAGCUGGAACGCCGAGGGCUGCUCGUCCCUGAUGUAACCAAACUAGCAUGGUCUAAAUAACAAUAAAAUGUACUUGUUGUGCCUUAGUAAUUAAUGCCCUCUUCUGGAAAAAUGCCUGAAUUGCAAACUGAUAGUGAGGUAACUGGCUCAAAUAUGUGUAUAAUGUCUUACGUUGUGAAAAACACAAGCCAUAUUUCAGAUUUGCACACAACUGUGAUAAUAUAUAAGCAACGAUAUGGCUUCAUGUACAAACUAGGCUUAGUUAUUGGAAUAACUUUUUAUUUCUCACGUGUAAUCAAGGAUGUUUACCCAUUACAUAGUACUAUAGAAUGUGCAUGAUAUAUGUAUAAUAGUUUACCAAGUAGAUAAUUCAGUGGUCAAAGACAAAGCUUACUGGCUAUCCCUGAACAAUAUCCAAUAAAGCAAUAUUUUGGAGCCA
This is a messenger RNA of Xenopus laevis (African clawed frog), 7088 nucleotides long. It is a transcript of the gene nfatc1.L, whose product is annotated as nuclear factor of activated T cells 1 L homeolog. Gene Ontology annotation, biological process: regulation of transcription by RNA polymerase II; regulation of DNA-templated transcription; calcineurin-NFAT signaling cascade. Gene Ontology annotation, cellular component: nucleus; cytoplasm; transcription regulator complex. Bases 1927 to 4728 code for a protein of 933 amino acids. Lineage: Eukaryota; Metazoa; Chordata; Amphibia; Anura; Pipidae. The transcript has 10 exons. Gene Ontology annotation, molecular function: DNA-binding transcription factor activity, RNA polymerase II-specific; DNA binding; RNA polymerase II cis-regulatory region sequence-specific DNA binding. The record is from RefSeq and is a predicted model, not a curated record.